AUGCCUGGCUCACCUGAGAGAGAAUACCUGCGGCAAUUGACUAGCGUAGAUGCUCUGCACGAGCUGGAUUCCAGGUUGGAAUCUUGGACUGAGGAGGACCCUUACUUCCAGGAGAAUCGAUUUCCUCCUCCUCCUACCGACCUGCCAGUUCAACGAAACGGGGUUCCCAGGGAGUUUGACUGGGGUCGUUAUGCCGUGUCGCUCGAGCGCUCUCGCCAGCGUCGUGAGGAUACACUAGAGAAAACCAGAGCGAUCGUUCGGCGUGACAACCCCUUACGAGACAUCCAUUCGGGACUAUCUAAGCGUCGUGGAUAUCUACUGCAUGACGAGUUUGAAGACGAUGACUUUCAAGAAGACUUACGAUACAAUGCUGUUGCCGAGGGCAUACGACGAACACAUUCUGCAAGGCAACGUCGUUUGGAUCUGCUGGACGACGACUUCCAGGAACUCUCUCAAGCGGGAGAAGUACUGGAGCGAAGAGAACGAGAAAAGCAUGCUUCGUCAUUGAAGCGCGAUGAAGAGGAUCUUUCUCAAUUCGCAGAAGCUCUAGAACGAAGAGAAGAUGAAAAGCGUGCGGCAAGACUCGCCUAUAUACGAGGUACUUCAGGCUUCAUGGUAGGAGAGCGACAUGAAGAUGUACCGGAUGCAGUGGACAGUUACGUUGCAGACCCUCCGCUGCCCAUGUCGCAGAAGACAAAGGACACACAAACCAUGGACGAUAUGUCCUUCCUAUCCGCAGUCGAGAACGGCAAGGCCACCCUCACCAUUAAAGACCCGCACACACAAAAGACCACUGUACUCAAGAACAUCGAUCUGACCACAGUGGAACUGAUUGCACCAAUCCUAGCAUUCAGCUUCGAAGAAUCCAGAAACGGACCAAAAUACACAAUCGAGGAUAUCUCCCUGACAGCAGUACUCAGCAUGCUACGACACAUCUACACCUUUGAACACUACGUCCCAACCGACUGCCUCCACGAUCAAAUGUCCGUCCUCCUGCACGUCGAAAUCUUCCACCUAGCCACAAUCUACGACAUCGCAAGUCUAAAAACGAUGGUCAAAGCACGUAUUUUCCUCGAAUUGGAACUCUCAACCAGCUACCCAGGUCCACCACAAGAUCUCUGCAAAGCACUCGCCUAUGUAUACAAGGACCUGCCCAAUGAAAAUGACAUUUCAAAAACACUGGCACAUUACUGCAUCACUUGCUUUUUGCAGCAUAGACUCAACGAAGAUGAAUUGUUUACAACUUUUCAUUACAAUUGCCGACCCUUUCAACGCGAUCUGGUCACCAUCCUACGCGAAAACAGAUUCGAGGAUGAGAGCGCACCCACGCUGAUACAACUUCCCGUAAAGACCACCGAUCUGCCUACCCGUUGGCCAGCCGUCUUUGACGCAGACCCCCAAGCCGGCUUUUUGGAAGACGAGUUUGACAAGGAGGUCAAGCGUCGCACAAACAUCUCACAGCUGGACAAGCUGAAAAUCCAUUUCCGUGUUACGCUACCCGUGAGAUGA
This is a messenger RNA of Aureobasidium subglaciale EXF-2481, 1509 nucleotides long. RefSeq lists its product as uncharacterized. The transcript has a single exon. The record is from RefSeq and is a predicted model, not a curated record. The coding region runs from base 1 to 1509 and encodes 502 amino acids. NCBI's taxonomy places the organism in Eukaryota, Fungi, Ascomycota, Dothideomycetes, Dothideales, Saccotheciaceae.